Molecule: messenger RNA, 4180 nt
Organism: Diaporthe batatas
Lineage: Eukaryota; Fungi; Ascomycota; Sordariomycetes; Diaporthales; Diaporthaceae
Exons: 1
Coding region: 125-4066 (1313 amino acids)
Biological process (GO): mitochondrial RNA 5'-end processing
Cellular component (GO): mitochondrial envelope; mitochondrion
Source: RefSeq, a predicted model, not a curated record
GCGGGUGGUACGGUCGGUAUCUUAUCGCAACGCGAAUGGGCCGGGGGAUUUUUUUUUGGCGCUCAUUCUUUCGCAGGCGUCAUCCAGACUCGGCCAUAGCAUUUACUCGCCAAUCGCGUGAACAAUGCUCUCCUGGAGUCUGAGAGGCACUCGUGGCGUCCGCACACGCUCUGUGUGCUCCUCAUGUUGCGCUCAUGUCGCUCGCAGCACAGGCGCCCACGGUCCAAGGGCGCCGGUAACGCGAACCUACGCGACCACCAAGAAGAAGAAGCCCGCAGCUCCACCCGCCGAGUCUGCGGUGGAUGCGAAUCCUCCUGACGCCACGGGCAAGACAAAUCCAGCACAGGCUUCUCAGCCAGACCAGUCGGAACCUCCCAAAUCGCGGAUGGUCAAGCCCAAAGAAGAGAACGACAAACCAGCUCCCCGCAAAAAGAAGCCAGCGCCGAGUGCGGCUAAGGCCAGCAAGGGCCCAACUGCGCCAGCUCCCGACAACUCAGGGGAACCUGACGAGACAGCCAAGCUGUGGAAGGAAACCCUCGAUAUCCUGAAAACCCUUCAGAAACCACAAGGUGCUGCCUCAGCAGCACCGGCGCAGGCGACAUCCGAUGGAGACGGCGGUAAGAAGAAUGCCAGCAAGAAGAAUGCCAGUAAGAAAGAUGGUGGCAAUAAGGACGGCGGCAAGAAGGAUGGCGAAGAUACGAAAAGAUCCCUGAAGUCGCAAUUUCCGCCAUUACAAAGUGCCCAGGCCAACAAGGCCAGAGAGAGACAAGCCAAGCUGCUGGAAGGGACACUUGAUAUCCUUAAGAGCGUGUUGGCAACCCAAGCGGAUCAAAGAAAUGAGUCCAGCAAGACGGCCAAGGUAGCAAAGACACCAGGUCCCACGGCAAAAACGGCAAAACCCGAGCGCAAACAGCCAGUUAAUAAAAGUGGGAAAGAGGGUGCCAAGGUACCGUCGGGGAACAAGCUAAAGUCUCGUGAGGCUUCUGUGGCGCAAGGCUUCGCUGCCUUAUUACAAGAGGAGAAGGCGAAGCAGGCAGCUGCGCGCGCAGCGGGCCCCAAGGAUAACAAAGUGGAAAAGGCUCCGCCGGCGCCCCCAAUACCGGAGAAAGAUGACCCUGCAGGCGCAGGCAAUGACGGCACCAUGGGCUGGGGUCUUUCGAAGACGAAGAGGAAGAUUUCAAAGGUGGCGACCAAGAAUUCAGGACUCAAGCCUGUCCACGUCGACACGGCUCCAGUGCCUCGCGUGGAAUACGGACUCGACCGUGUUCUGUUCAACGAAGGCGUCUAUGUUCUGCAGGACCCUCGCACGAGGGUGUUCAAUUUUGACCCCUACCUGGCGACCAUCAUGCCCGUAAACGAGUUCGACUUCGACGCGUUGAAGCAAUACGUUACCUCUUCGAAAGACACAACGCUGAUUGAGGUAGCCAAGAAGCACAACAAGAAGUUCACGGGAUCAACGUCUAGCAUGACGUCGACAUUAGCGCACUUCCACUACCUGCUCUCCUCAUGGAGGCCAAUCAACCCUGAGCGCAUCUCCAAAGGCUACGAGCCCGACAGUGACAACUUUGGCGCCAUCCUGAGGGCACCGGCGGCGACCUUCUUGCAUUACAAAGACGGCACCUACGCCAUAGAUGCGGACAAGGAGUACGACUCGGACACCAUCCUCAGCAUGCUCGGGAAAUCCAUGGAGAAGCUCCUCACCGCCCCAAGGAAGGAGUACGAGAAGUACCACCGAUCCAAUUCGCACCAGCUCACCGAGGAGGAACGAAAUGCGGAUGAAUCGUACCACUACACGACUUUCGGUGAUUUCAUGAUGCGAUCGCAGUUGGACGCGUACGAUCCUCGGCUUCCCGGAACCGGUGUUUUUGACCUGAAGACAAGGGCCGUUGUUUCCAUUCGCAUGGAUGCCAGAAACCAUGAGAGGGGUACCGGAUACGAACUUCGACAGCGUCAGGGACAAUGGGAAUCUUUUGAACGGGAAUACUAUGACAUGAUCCGCCUCGCAUUCCUCAAGUACUCCUUGCAGGUUCGGAUGGGACGCAUGGAUGGUAUAUUUGUUGCGUACCACAACACCGAACGUAUAUUUGGCUUCCAGUACAUCCCUCUGGAAGAGAUGGAUCUAUCUAUUCAUGGCACUACAGAUCUGACGACGGGCAAUCGCGAGUUCAUGGCGAGUCUUGAACUGUGGGAGGAGCUGCUGAAGAAGGCGACUGAGAGAUUUCCCGAGAAAUCGCUCAGGAUUCACGUGGAGACGAGGACGUCCAAUGUCGUCCCGUUCAUGUAUUUCUUCGCCGAGCCCGUCAGCGACGACGAGAUCAAGGCGAUUCAGGAAAAGAACAAGGAGGAAGGCGAAAAGUUUCAGGAAAGAGUGCUCGGUAUUCGGCCCAAGCCUGAAGCAACCGCAGAAGCGGCGAGAGCUGAGCUAGACGAGGCUGAGGAAGCUUCGACUGUGGACAUUAGUGCAGCCGAGGAUGAAGCAGAGCCCGGAGAUAUGGCCGUCGAACCAGCGAGGGAAGCGGAAGAGGAUGCCCAAGAAAUUGACGAGGAGGACAGCGAGGAUGUGUGGGAGGAUAUGAUGGAUGUUGUCGAGCAGACCAUGGAGAACGACGCCCAGGGUAUCUCGGCGAUCCGCGAUGCUAUCGAGGACGCCCUCCAGCAGAGCGGACUCCUGCAUGCAAGGUCCUCCGAGGAGGCCGACCAAUACGUGGAAGCACUUUUGAAGGCGAUCGUCGAUGUCGAUGCCGAAAAGGCAAAGUCCGACAACGAAACUGCGACCGAGGUGCCUCAGAGCGAGAGCGAGACCCCUGAAGAGCAGCAGCAAGCCCAACACGUGCGCCCCACUGAGGAAACCGACACUGUCCAGCCUGCCGAUGGCAGCCCACCGGCGCCGCAAACCUCUCGUUUCAAUUUCCUUUCCGGCUGGUUUGGGUCCGGCCCCAAGGAUGCUGACACAGCGGCCAAGAAAGAACAGACGAUGUCCGAGAUGGAACAAGAUCAGAAUACCAAUGCCUCGUCCGAGAAAGAACCUGCACCCGAGGCCGCUGCUACAGAGGCAGACGGCCUGGAGGGCAAGUCCACAGAUGAGAGAUCAGACGAGAGUCUGAAGGACCUCCUGAUCAAGCUGACCACGCGCGUCGGGUCUUCUAGCGACGCGCAGAAAGCAACGGAAGAGCUGUCCGAGGACCAAGCGAAACUCCGUAACUUCGAGAGUAUCCUGCUGGACAUGAUGCCCAAGACACAAGAGACGCCCGCAGAAGCAGCAGUGGAAGAGAAGGAAUCAGCGAGCGGCGACGAGGAUAAGAGGUCACCCGAAGACACGCCGGCGGCGGGCGGCAGCGGGGGGGAAGCGGAGCCCACGACCAAACCGCUGCUGGGCCUGGUCCUCACCAUCCGCAACAAAGUUAACGGCAAGUAUGUGCAGCGGCCAGAGAAGUUGGUCAAGGGAGAAAAAUGGCAUGUGGAGUACACGAUCGACGAGGUGCCCGAAACUAGGGCGCAGAAUCUUUAUGCGUCGGUCAAGACGCGGCGGCACAAGGCCCAUUACAAGGAACCCGGCAGGGACGCCUUCAAAUCGGCCUUCGACGGCUUGCUCAAGCACUACACCCGUGCUGGGAGGCAGUUCAGGAAGCAGGAGACGGAGAUGACACGGGACCUGCCGGUUUUCGUUGUAGGGCAGGACCCGGGGUAUGUGACCAAGACCUGGCAGGCGAGACGGCACACCACACAGUUGGAGGCGAAGGGGAAGACGCCGUUCAGGCCGGUCACCGAGUUCAUCCCUCCCCAACCCGAAAGCCAAAAGGAAGUUGAGGCCAGGGUUAAAGAAUACAAUGCCUUGAAAGCAACCAGGAGAGAAGCGAGUUUCCGCCAGUUUGUUACCAAGAAGCUGUCUCUGAAAGAUGACGAAACUGGCAAGACGGCGAAGGAGGGGGAGACGUCGGGGGUGGGAGAGGUGACGAAGGAUGGCUCGAGCUCGUUCCGGGAGUGGAGGGAGAAGAACCAGCCAGCACAGGACAAAGACAAGGAGCAGGAGCAGGAGAAGGAGAAGGAGAGAAAGAACGACUCGUGACCGCAAGGGAAGGGGUACGGGGGCUGUGCAUGUUUGUUGUAUCACCACCACCCAGCGUAUGUGUGUAUAUAUAGCCCGGUAGGCGGAUAGGGGCUCAUUUAUUGCCUAGCAUAA